CGAAGCCAAGCAUCUGGGGAAGCACAACCUCGACCAGCUCGGCCAGCUGGCACAGGCCGAGACUCAAGACCGCCCUUUUGACUUUUGAGGCUCAACAAGACCUCAUCCCACGCGCACGUCGAUACAUCUUGGAACCAUGCGCGAACGUAUCACAUAUGUGCAGAAGCUGGGCGACUCGAUAGAGCCAUCCGCGAUCACCAUCGAGGGUGGCACGAUCCGUGGGCCGGAGAUACACGCUGCUCUCGAGGAUAGGCUGACCAUUGCCCUCCGUGAGCUCCCACUGGAGCUGCAAGUUCUGCUCGGCGACACCCGAAACCUGCAUAUCCGAUGGGUCAGCAAAGCUGCGUAUGACGCUGUUAGCCCGCUGCUUGCGAGGCUGCCUCCCGGCUUUCACCUCUUCACAACUCCUGGGACUGAAGAUGUGAUGUCAAAUAGGUUAUGUACGACAUUGAGCGAGCUAUUCGGAGAUAUCUCCUGCUCAACUCCUGCUGAAUCAUUCACAUCGUUACCCCGGGACACUUCCACUCAGUCGACGGCAUUUCAGUACUUCCAGGCGCUUGACAGCCUAUCACAUUUCAUUGACUAUGCCAAGAUCAAUUUAUGUCCAGAAAACGACACCUCCUGCUCUACCAGGCUAGACAGCCUGAUCAGAGCCAGCUCACUCGACAUCUCAUAUGACGCCGCUCAGCAUGUCAUCCGUCUUACCGCCCUUUGGCCCUACCAACGCCAGCCGGUGCAUGCCACAUCGCGUCCGCAAUACCGAACUGAAGUAGGCAUUCUCUCCGUCGACAAACCGAAGACCCUGGAGGCGCACGAAGUCGGGAUUUCAGGCCUCCUCACUGUCCUCGGCCAAGACUCGAAGCCCUCACCGACCAUGUUCAGUUUCGCCUCACGCCACCGCGACGCCAGAUCCAGUUUCUCAGCUCGAUUUCUCACUCCAACCGGACUCCAUCCGACUUUACAGCUUCUUCUCAGUUCCAAUCAACCCCCUUCUUCGUCUCCUCCCCACGAUGACGACGGGGAUACCCGCUGCUCCCCGUACGCUUACCUCACGCUGCCCAGAAUAGUCUUCGCAGACAAGUAUCAACUGUCCGAUCCCCUCUAUCUCACUUCUAAGAACCUCACCGCCCUGCGAUACAUCACCCAGCCUGUGGAUCUCGAAGCACCCGAGUAUGUGAUGCAACAAUGGGGGUCUGCUGUCCUGGUUGAGCUCUCCCCACCUCCGUCUCCCCGAGGUUCGAGCAUGCAGCAGUGGACGGCUGAAAUACCGCUCCACCUGCGGUACCUCACGCCCGCACAGGGCGGUUACUCGACCAUCGAUGUCCCGUACCCUGUCGUGUUCUGGGCCUGUGAGGCCGAUGAGGGAACGGAGUUCCCGCCCAACCCCUUUGAGAAGGCCAAUCUGGGGUAUGACGGCUUGUUCAAUGCCGGGACGGUGUUUUGGCAUGUCAAGCCGCAACCGGCUGACAGUAGCAGUCGGUUGUUGGUGAGUUCGGUGCGAGUGCCGGUACUAGAUCUGGGUAAGGCGAGCUGGGUCAACACCGGAACCGCGGUAGCGGUGAUGCUCGGGUUUGUAUGGGUUGUGUGGAAGUUGGUUGCCGUGUAUUUGAGGGGGGGCCAUGAAGCGAGGGCAGAGAGCGAAAAGAAGUCGCAAUAAUCAUCGUCAUCCACAGUGGGAAGUGCGCCUUUAGACGCGGGCUUUCGUCGGACUGUGGUAAUGAUGGGAGGAUCAUCCGUGCCGUAUGGUUGUAAUCAAGGAAGAUGCAUGAUAUUUAGGGACUGAGACGUGGCGGUAUCGCAAAUGCCGAAUACAUCUAGAAGAACCGGCCCUUGUGGAGGGAGUGCUCCUCCCGGAGCUGGAAAUGAAUGAUGUUGAAUUCUAGUUCUAAGCUCUACAUACUUCAGGACAUGGCAAAAAAGGUAUAUGCAACGUACUAGUAUUCUAUACAUGCAUCACCUUGAGCAGUCUCACCGCACAAGGCCGAACAUCUCACAUUCUUGAGGUAGUAGUGCUGCCGCGCCCGCAUAGUGAGACGCACAGUGUAGUGUGCAUCCUCGCAAGAAGGAAGUCGUACAGUUCAAAUCUGAAGAGACCUGCGUCGACUUGGAAGAUCCUCAC
Chaetomium strumarium is the source of this 2119-nucleotide messenger RNA. RefSeq names its product PIG-X. The record is from RefSeq and is a predicted model, not a curated record. The coding region runs from base 137 to 1657 and encodes 506 amino acids. Gene Ontology annotation, biological process: GPI anchor biosynthetic process. The transcript has 3 exons. Gene Ontology annotation, cellular component: glycosylphosphatidylinositol-mannosyltransferase I complex; endoplasmic reticulum membrane. Gene Ontology annotation, molecular function: mannosyltransferase activity. NCBI's taxonomy places the organism in Eukaryota, Fungi, Ascomycota, Sordariomycetes, Sordariales, Chaetomiaceae.